AUGUCAUUUGCUCAAAUUGUUAUUGGCCCCCCUGGUUCAGGUAAAUCUACGUACUGUGAUGGUUGCUCUCAAUUUUAUGGCGCCAUAGGAAGACACUCUCAAAUUAUUAAUAUGGAUCCAGCGAACGAUGCGUUAUCAUAUCCAUGUUCAGUUGAUAUUAGAGACUUUAUAACGCUAGAGGAAAUCAUGAAUGAACAACAGCUAGGACCUAAUGGUGGUUUGAUGUAUGCUAUGGAAUCCUUAGAUAAAUCUAUUGAUCUUUUCAUUUUACAAAUCAAAUCCUUAGUUCAAGAAGAAAAUGCAUAUUUAGUAUUUGAUUGUCCAGGACAAGUUGAAUUAUUUACACACCAUUCAUCACUUUUCAAGAUUUUUAAAAGGUUAGAGAAAGAAUUAAGUAUGAGGUUCUGUGUAGUUAAUCUUAUCGAUUCCUAUUACAUAACAUCUCCAUCACAAUACAUCUCAAUAGUUUUACUGGCAUUAAGAUCAAUGCUAAUGAUGGAUUUACCACAAAUUAAUGUAUUCUCCAAGAUUGAUAUGAUUAAAUCCUACGGAAAGUUGCCAUUUAGGUUAGAUUAUUAUACAGAAGUUCAAGAUUUAGAUUACUUAUUACCAUAUAUUGAGAAAGAAGGUUCAAGUGUAUUGGGGAAAAAAUAUAGUAAGUUGACGGAGACAAUAAGUGAAUUAGUGACAGACUUCAAUUUGGUCUCUUUUGAAGUCUUAUCGAUCGAUGAUAAAGAGAGUAUGAUCAAUUUGCAGAGUGUUGUGGAUAAGGCAAACGGUUAUAUAUUUGGCUCAUCCGAAGUAGGUGGUGACACAGUCUGGGCGGAAGCAACUAGAGAGGGUGCCAUGCUUCAAAACCGUGAUAUUCAAGAUAGAUGGAUCGACAAUAAGGAAGAAUAUGAUAAACAGGAAGAGCAAAUGCGUCAAGAACAAUUGAAAGAACAGGAAUUACUAGAAAAAGAAGUAAACGUUGACGAAAAUGACGAAUGGGAGAAUGCUUUGAAGGAUUGGGAGGAAAGACAGGGAACAAACUAUGUAAGAUAA
This is a messenger RNA of Kazachstania africana CBS 2517, 1044 nucleotides long. It is a transcript of the gene GPN2, whose product is annotated as GTPase GPN2. NCBI's taxonomy places the organism in Eukaryota, Fungi, Ascomycota, Saccharomycetes, Saccharomycetales, Saccharomycetaceae. Gene Ontology annotation, molecular function: GTPase activity. Gene Ontology annotation, cellular component: cytoplasm. The record is from RefSeq and is a predicted model, not a curated record. The coding region runs from base 1 to 1044 and encodes 347 amino acids. The transcript has a single exon.